Molecule: messenger RNA, 390 nt
Organism: Aureococcus anophagefferens
Lineage: Eukaryota; Pelagophyceae; Pelagomonadales; Pelagomonadaceae
Exons: 1
Molecular function (GO): protein binding
Source: RefSeq, a predicted model, not a curated record
GACGGCGACGGCUACACGGCGCUGCUGCUGGCCGCGGAAGAAGGCGGCGUGUCCUCGUGCGCCGCGCUCCUCGCCGCGGGCGCGGACGCGGCCGCGCGCGACUCCUACGGCCGCACGGCGCUCUACGCCGCGGCCGUGAGCGGCAAGCUCAACACCGUCGACGCGCUCCUCGCCGCCGGCGCGGACCCGUCCGCGCGCGACUCCGAGGGCCGGUCCUGCCUCUGGGCCGCGUGCGCGACGCAACACGUCGACGUCGCCGCCGCGCUCCUCGACGGCGGCGCCCAGAUCGACGCGCCCGACGCCAAGGGCACGUCGCCCCUCCAGCACGCGACGGCGAGCGGCUUCGCGGAGGUCAUCGCGCUCCUCGCGUCGCGCGGCGCGAGCGACGAC